Messenger RNA from Cimex lectularius (bed bug), 1563 nucleotides. RefSeq names its product solute carrier family 35 member F6 (gene Tango9). Bases 108 to 1193 code for a protein of 361 amino acids. The record is from RefSeq and is a predicted model, not a curated record. NCBI's taxonomy places the organism in Eukaryota, Metazoa, Arthropoda, Insecta, Hemiptera, Cimicidae. The transcript has 8 exons. Gene Ontology annotation, cellular component: membrane; intracellular membrane-bounded organelle.
UAAGACCAAUUAUGACUUCUGAGUUCUGACUAAGACGUCUGACAUACUCCUUUGUUGCUGUUCUGCACAGUCAUCUUACAGUCGUCGUCGGACUUGUCAGGAGCGAAAUGGCUUGGACCAAGUACCAAAUCGGCCUCGCCGUCCUCAUGGUUUUCACCGGGUCGAUCAACACCCUGACCACAAAAUGGGCCGACCAUUUGAAAGCUGCUGGGUCCGACGGGAAGACGAGGGAUUUCGACCAUCCCUUUGUCCAAGCCUGCUGCAUGUUCUUCGGAGAGAUGCUCUGUUUCCUCGUCUUCAAAUCAGUCUACUCAUACCAUCGUAAAAGAGGGACCGUUGAUGAAAACGAGCUUGUAAAAGGAAACCAGGAGUUCAACCCUUUCCUCUUUUUUCCCGCCUCGAUGUGUGACAUGAUCGGGACGUCGAUGAUGUACAUCGGUCUCAAUCUCACCAGUCCCAGCUCGUUCCAAAUGUUAAGAGGUUCUGUGAUUGUAUUCGUUGCACUUUUAUCAAAGUUCUUUCUUCAUAGAACAGUGGGCCUCAAGAAAUGGAUAGGAAUCAUUUUAGUUAUAAUCGGUCUUUGCGUUGUCGGCGUUUCCGAUUUUCUUCUCUCCUCAGGUUCCUCUAAGGAAAGCACGACUAACAUGAUAAUCGGUGAUCUAAUUAUAGUCGUAGCGCAAGUCAUCACUGCGAGUCAGAUGGUGUAUGAGGAAAAAUUUGUCUCCACAAGAGACAUACCUCCUUUGCAAGCAGUCGGCUGGGAAGGUAUUUGGGGAUUUCUUGUUUUGGGAAUUUUACAAGUCCCAUUUUACUAUAUAAAAGUGCCAAAGCCUUUCCAAAACAACUCAAACGGAUCACUUGAGGAUUUUAUUGAUGCGAUGGUUCAGUGCUGGAAUGAAAAGUUGCUGAUUGUCUCCUUAAUAGGUACGAUAAUAAGUAUUGCAUUCUUUAAUUUUGCUGGAAUAAGUGUGACCAAGGAGAUGUCCGCUACGACAAGAAUGAUUCUCGAUUCUGUCAGGACGCUUUUCAUUUGGGCUUUCUCAUUGUCUACCAGAUGGCAGUUAUUCCAUCCUUUGCAGAUCGUUGGGUUCAUCCUCCUUCUUAUCGGUAUGGCAACAUACAACGAUCUCAUCCCGUGUUCGAGAAGAAAGAAAGACGAAACUCUUGUCAACUCCCAAGACGAGUCAGCAUAAAUGGAAGGCGAUACUCUUGCCAAGACAGCUUAAUAUUGUCAUUGUGCUUAAAUUCAAGUAUUGUAAAUACAUACUCUUUAUUUGUCAGUACAUAUAAUUAUUACCAGAAGAAAGAUAUUUUCUAUGUGUAAAAAAGACUGAGUGAUACAAGAAAUUAUUUCAUUUAUUUUUGUAUAUAUAAGAUUAUUUUUUAUAUGUAAUAGAAAUUAUUUUUGAAAAAAAAAAAUAUCCUUGUAAUUUUACUUAUUAACACAAAAUUAGUUUGGCUAAUAAGUGCAUCAUUGUGAUCUGACUGGAAAAUUGGAUUUAUUUUUUGUUGUGAGGUUCAAAAAUUAAAUAUAGACACUAAAUAUUCAUAAAUAUAUAUUUU